CAGCGCGCCGUCCAGAUUUGGGUUGUGGUCACCGAAGUCCCUCGGUCUCACCGCUGCAGACUAUACGGCAACGGACGAACGGGCAAGCGCUUAGGAACCCCUGGCCGGUCAUCGGAAAUGGGCAUGCCGCCUUCUUCAACCGUCUUGGAAUUCGGCUCUCAACAUCCGUGCAGCUCGGAUGAUUGAGAGCGACUACAAUGCAGCGCCCGCCUCAACCCGUCUUCGCCGGCUCCCCAAACACGAUCCAGUCGGGCCCAACCACGCACCCUUCGUCGGACCGGCGGGUGCUUCCAGACCGAAACGUCAAUGGCUCUUCGAUAGAGGAUGCUUAUGUAGCAUUCAUCCUCUAUUGCAACCCGGCAGUACCGCUAGAUGUUGAGACGGCGGCCCUGCGGGAGGCCUUCCGCGCGCCCCCCAAGAGCGGAGGCAAGAGCUUCAGCACGUUCGCCUUGUUCGAGCUGAUCAAGAAGCUCGAGACCAAAGAGCUCAAGACAUGGGCCGAGCUGGCGUUGAAGCUCGGCGUCGAGCCGCCAGACCAGGAGAAGGGCCAGAGUUCGCAAAAGAUCCAGCAGUACGCCGUCCGACUCAAGCGAUGGAUGCAUUCGAUGCAUAUCGAUGCCUUCUUUGAGUAUCUUAUUGGCCGUCCGACUUCUUACUGGACCGAGAUCCCCUCGGCGCACAUCCCCGUCGCCGAGCUGGAGCGCGACGGCGUCGCGGCAGAGGAUGACAUGGCUCUGCGGGCCCUUCUACCUCAGAUCAAGCCUCGAAGGGGCAGGCGGAAGGCAGAAGACGACGAGACCGGCAAGUCCCCUCCCCCGCGGCCAUCCCCGCAGGCGGAUGGAUUCGGGGGAGGGGCACGGCAAGACGCAGCGGAGCCAUGGACGGCGCAGCCGGACGGCAGAGGCAGCGUCUUUCUGUUCCCCCCCGUGCCCGACCCCUCGAGACUCAAUCCCUCCGGCCCCUCGUGGAGCAACAACGACAUCGUCCAGACGCCACUCACAGCAUAUCCUGUUCCUCAAUCUGCCAUCACACCCUCAACGAGAAAUCAGUUCUGGGCAGAUGAGCCGAAAUCGGCCGUCACUCCUUCCAAGCCGCGGUCCGCAAGCAGACGGCAUGGCGCCAAGGUUGUCUCGUCCGCCUGGCGAAGCGGUGGAAUUGGGGGAGGCGGCAAGGCGCGAGGCAGACCGCCCGUCAAUCGAGGUGCCAACAGCGAAGGGCCUUUCUCUGCGUUCCCGAGCUCAGAGGCACCCGUCUUCAGGUUUCCCUCUCCCAUUCCCGAAAAGGAGACCACGCCCAACAACUCCGCCGCGGCGCACACAAGCAAUCCCAACCCCACCAUCUCCACUCCGGCACGUCAAGGUCCUGUUACUCACCCGGGUCCCUCGUCCCAGUCCCAGCCGGCACACAACUCAAGCCAGCAAUCACCGGUUCAGGAGACAGCACCCCCUCGGCCAGCCAAAAGAAGCAGACUGUCGCUCCAAGUCCCAGAAAGGGUAGGGGGCGAAGUGCGCCUAGCGACCCCACCGUUGCCAGAGCCGGCCGCACCGCCAGUAGUUAUGGUGAACGGACAGACGACCGACGCUCAGUCUGCGCCGACGAGCAAGACGCCAAGCGACAAUGGGGUGAACACCAUAUCCACCCAAAAUCCGGGCAGCCUCGUGGGGGCAUCGCUGCCGCGCGGGGCGGCCAUCGGGGGAACCCAGCAAGUCUUCUCCCAAGACCCGACGGACCGCACGAACAUGGAUGGGAUCGAAGCCUUGUUCGUGUCCAGCAUCCUGGGCGCCGAGUGGUACGACGCGAAACAGAACAGGAUACCAGCCUGCGGCGUCGAGGAGGCAUGGGCCUUCUCGCAGCGGGUCAUCGAGAACCUGCUGCGGUCGGCGUCCACGAAGGGCGAAUUCCUCAUCAACCUCGCCGCGCUCGCCGGCGGCCAGCUCCUGAUGCACAAGGGCAGCCUGCGCAUCACCCGCCUCGAGGAGCUCGCCGACCGGACGCGCUACUCGUGCACCUGGCAGCUCCGCUUCGGGGACAUCGUCGGGGACUGGGCCAUGGAGGAGACGGUCGCCCACGAGAAGUGGAAGAAACCGCCGGAGAAAGAUCAGGAUCAGAGGGACAGCACGGGCACGGCUGCAAGUGCGGCUUCAGCUGCGGCCGCUCCGAAUGGAGCCAGCGGGUCCCAGGAGGCGUCGGAUCGUGCGGAGCACUGGGAGCGCAAGUACGCAGAGUUGGCGGCCAAGCUGCAGGAACGCGAGCAGGAGAUGAUGCAGCUCAAGGCGAAAGUCAUCGAGGCCAUCAGAAGGUCUUGAGGCAGAGCAGUCUCGGGACUGUGUGUAGUGUGAGAGCGCGCUCGUUGUCUGUAAAGUGUUGCAAACAAUAAUGCAAGGGGAAGAUGCCCGUCUGGAGCAUCUUCAGCACAUACAUCACCUUCCCGGAUUUACACUUUAGGCACGGGACGCAGAUAUUCCUGGCUGCCCUCAGCCGCGGAGUGCACACACAAGCAGAUCCCUAACCCCGACUGAAUCUCGACCCCUGUCCAACUCUCUUAUCGAUAGGUCGUCGUUUAACGUUAACGAGUGCAGUUAGCGUCGUCGUCGUCAGCACCCUGGAGCUCAACCGCAGGCAAGAACAGAGAGAGAAUCUGAUG
Molecule: messenger RNA, 2644 nt
Organism: Thermothielavioides terrestris NRRL 8126
Lineage: Eukaryota; Fungi; Ascomycota; Sordariomycetes; Sordariales; Chaetomiaceae
Exons: 2
Coding region: 198-2306 (702 amino acids)
Molecular function (GO): DNA replication origin binding
Source: RefSeq, a predicted model, not a curated record